GUCACGUGGCCUAGCAUGGCCGCCUCCAUGGCCCGCGGCGUGAGUGCCCGGGUCCUGUUGCGGGCCGCCGGGGGUUCCUGGGGUACCUGGGCUGGGCACGCGGCAUUGACGUCCAGGACUCUCGGGACGACAGGUACCUCGGGCCGGGCAGGGCCGCGGCUGGCAGCGAGGCCGCAGCCCCUCACCCCCUGUGUUUUCCAGGAGAGCGGGCGCGCAGGCGAGGACGAGGCGGACGGCCCGGAGCUGCCCCGGGACGCGGUCAACGUGGUCUUCGUGGACCGCGCUGGUCGGCGGAUCCCCGUGACGGGCAGAGUCGGGGACAAUGUUCUUCACCUGGCCCAGCGCCACGGGGUGGACCUGGAAGGGGCCUGCGAAGCCUCCCUGGCAUGUUCCACCUGCCAUGUGUAUGUGAGUGAUGCUCACCUGGAUCUCCUGCCUCCUCCUGAGGAGAGGGAGGACGACAUGUUGGACAUGGCCCCACUGCUCCAGGAGAACUCGAGACUGGGCUGCCAGAUUGUGCUGACCCCUGAGCUGGAAGGAGUGGAGUUUGCUCUUCCCAAGGUCACCAGGAACUUCUACGUGGAUGGCCACAUCCCCAAGCCUCACUGAGAUGAGGCCACAGGACCAAGCAGGGCCACUGAACUGAAAAGCCAUGCUUCCGGCCCCAGAGCACGGACUGGCAGGGAAAGAGAAGUUGGAAGCACAGUGUGAGACCAGAGCCGCUUCUGGGGACAGCCAUUGUCUGGGCCCUGAGGGGGAAUGGGUCUCCAUCUUGGGUGUGUCAGUCCACCAGGGAGAAUCGAACUAUAAAUUAGGGAUGGACUCAAACCAGAGCUGCAAUAAAAAGUCAUACACA
This is a messenger RNA of Peromyscus californicus insignis, 856 nucleotides long. RefSeq names its product ferredoxin 2 (gene Fdx2). Gene Ontology annotation, biological process: P450-containing electron transport chain; positive regulation of oxidoreductase activity. Gene Ontology annotation, molecular function: 2 iron, 2 sulfur cluster binding. Gene Ontology annotation, cellular component: mitochondrion. The record is from RefSeq and is a predicted model, not a curated record. Lineage: Eukaryota; Metazoa; Chordata; Mammalia; Rodentia; Cricetidae.